GGUAUUCUGAAAUAAGAUAUUUUGCACGACUGACAGCCGCAUAGGUAAGCUACUAAGCUACUCUCCUCGCCUCCACGCUUACCGCUUCUUUAGGUAUGCGCUAUCCGUCUUCCUAGCAAGAAGAAUCUGCUAACUCGCUCUUCAGACCAGCAAGAUGACUAAGGGUACUACCUCCAUGGGUAAGAGACAGUCCGUGAAGUCUCACGGACUUUGCCGCAGAUGCAACAAGAGAUCAUGGCACUACCAAAAGCAGUCUUGCGCAAGCUGCGGUUUCCCUCUUGCUAAGACCCGUACGGCUUUCUCUUCUUUUCAUUUCAACUGGGGUGCUAAGGCCAAGAGACGUACAACAACUGGUACUGGUAGAAUGAGAAGCCUCAAGUAUGUCUCAAGACGCUUCAAGAACGGUUUCCGUGAAGGUACCGUCGCUAAGAAGGCUCCAGCUUCAGCUUAAGCUAUUCGCUUGUAGCCCGAAAUAAUGUUUACAUUGAGAAGCAUGACAUACAAGCAAUCUAAGAACUGCAUUGUGAGAGUUUUGAGUUAUGGUGUGUAGGUAGGCAAACCGUGUUGAGUUAUAUAUUUUAUAGAUUACAUUCGCUAUGCAUACAAUGCUGCUUGGUAAGUCGAAUAAGUCAAACAGAUUGAGAUUGUAAUUCGUG
Messenger RNA from Wallemia mellicola CBS 633.66, 656 nucleotides. Its product is annotated as putative 60S ribosomal protein RPL37. Lineage: Eukaryota; Fungi; Basidiomycota; Wallemiomycetes; Wallemiales; Wallemiaceae. Gene Ontology annotation, biological process: translation. Gene Ontology annotation, molecular function: structural constituent of ribosome; RNA binding. The transcript is spliced from 4 exons. Gene Ontology annotation, cellular component: cytosolic large ribosomal subunit; ribosome. The record is from RefSeq and is a predicted model, not a curated record. The coding region runs from base 155 to 451 and encodes 98 amino acids.